AUGACCACCCGCUCCAUCUUCCACCUGGCCUUCCACGUACGCGACCUCGCGGCCUCGCGGCACUUCUACGGCGGCCUGCUGGGGUGCCGCGAAGGCCGCUCGACGGACACGUGGGUCGACUUCGACUUCUUCGGGCACCAGAUCAGCCUGCACCUGGGCGAGCCGUUCGCGACGACCAACACCGGCAAGGUUGGCGACCACAUGGUGCCGAUGCCGCACCUCGGCGCGAUCUUGCAGCUCGACGACUGGCGUGCGCUCGCUCAGCGCUUGGAGGGGCACGUCGAGUGGGUCAUGGAGCCGCAGCUCCGUUUCGAGGGCCUGCCCGGCGAGCAGUGGACCAUGUUCUUCCGCGACCCGUCGGGGAAUCCCAUCGAGGUCAAGGGGUUCAAGGAUCUGGCGAGCGUGUAUGAUGCCUAA
Molecule: messenger RNA, 417 nt
Organism: Cutaneotrichosporon oleaginosum
Lineage: Eukaryota; Fungi; Basidiomycota; Tremellomycetes; Trichosporonales; Trichosporonaceae
Source: RefSeq, a predicted model, not a curated record